This is a messenger RNA of Megalops cyprinoides (Indo-Pacific tarpon), 2315 nucleotides long. Its product is annotated as zinc finger BED domain-containing protein 4. The transcript has 2 exons. Bases 390 to 2315 code for a protein of 641 amino acids. The record is from RefSeq and is a predicted model, not a curated record. Gene Ontology annotation, molecular function: protein dimerization activity. NCBI's taxonomy places the organism in Eukaryota, Metazoa, Chordata, Actinopteri, Elopiformes, Megalopidae.
AGAGGCAGGCAGCAAGCGGACGGGGCGACGGUCUACAAUAGUCGCGUUGAAUAAAUACACAAGGCUAGCGACAGAUGUGGAAACCGUGAGGACGAAACGCGCUAAGCCCGUUUCGGCUGCCACACUUUCAUCUAGCCUACCGCUACCAGAGGUAGCGACAAUACGGCGUUUUUCAUAUAUGAACGCGAUAUCGCGACGAAGAGCUAUUGCAUUUUCAAUACUCUAUUGUUGCGUCUAAUUAGCAAGCUGUAUCCCCGUAUGAAAUAAAGAAGACCCUCUCCGCUUUCAUGUUGAGAGGGGACGAGAAAAACGAAGGAAUUGUGGACCACACAAAUUGUAGUCGACAGAAAGUUGUUUUUACUUCCGAGUAAAGGUUGAAAACUCCGUCGAUGGCGUCAAAUUCGAGGGUGUCUAUUCUGGAUUACUUCAAUAUUGUCUUUGAGGGGGAAAAUGGCAAGAUCGAAUCAAACUGCAAGGCUUGUGGAACCAGGAUUCAGGCGAAGCGGACAGUGACAUCCAACUUCGUCACACAUCUAAAGCGUAAACAUCAGGCCAUGUACGAUGAGUUUGUGAAGAAGAAAGACGUAAAGAGAGAGGCUUACUCUUCUGGGACGGUCCAGCACCUCACUGGUGCCGGGCGUUCCGAACCGUCCAGGUCCUCUCACGGCGCAGGGAUCGCCAAGUUCGACCGCAACGACCCUCGUCAGGUGCUGAUCUCGGAGGCCAUUGCCAAGAUGAUCAUCCGGGACCUGCAGGCGGUGCAGAUCGUGGAGAACGAGGGCUUCCGCGAGCUGCUGCAGCUGCUGGAGCCCCGCUACACGCCGGAGCCGCGCCACUACAUCCAGCAGCAGCUGCUCCCGGGCUACGCCUACCAGGUGCAGCUGGCCACCAAGCAGGCGCUGACCGCCGCCGAGUCCUGCAGCGUCACGCUGGACCUGUGGAGGAGCGGGGCCGCCGGCAGCGGGGGCGGCUACCUGGGAGUCACCUGCCACUUCAUCACUGCAGACUGGCAGAUCAAGUCGGCCCUGCUGGCCUGCCUCCCGCUGGUGGGCCACGGCACGGCGCAGCGCGUUCUUUCCGAGUUCGACGAGAUCUCCCACGCCCACGGCAUCACGGGCAAGGUGUUCCGGGUGGUGGCCGACCCAAUCCCGUCCGAGAGCAGGGCCGCUUUCCGCCUGCCCGGCUUCUGCCUACACGGCGGGGAGGAAGAGGAGGAGGAGGAGGAGGACAGCAGCGACGAGGAGGCGGGGACCGGCGAAGGUGAAGAGGCGGCGGGCGGCGAGACGGGGGACAACUCCCUGGACCUGUGCUUCGGCCCGUGCCGGAUCGACUGCUUCGCUCGCUCCCUGGGGAUGUGCGUCCGGGAGGGCCUGCGGUCCUCCCCGCAGCUCUCCAUAGCGCUCACCAAAGCCGCCUGCUUCUACAACUACGUCACCGCCACGGUGGCGCCCGAGAAGCUGGGCCAGGUGUUCGGGACGGGCGGCGCCCUCGAGAGGGGCCCGGGCGGCGGGGAGCGGCGCUGGAACUCCCAGCUGAAGGCGGUGCGCCGCAUGCUGGAGUCGGCCGAGUUCCUGGAAGACAUCGUGGACCGGCACGACCUGACGCUCAGCAGCUUCGAGAAGGCCGUCCUCAGGGAGCUGGUGGAGGUGCUGGAGCCCUUCGAGGAGGCCACGGACAUGGUGCAGGGGGACAAGCACGUGUCCAUCAGCCUGGCCCUGCCCUGCGUGCUGGGCCUGCGCAAGCACCUGUCGGAGACGGCCACGCGCCAAUGCACGGGCAUCCUGGUGGGCCUGGCGCAGUCUCUGGACCGCAGGCUGGCCGGCAUCCUGGAGGACCCCCUGCACGUGACAGCCACCGCGCUGGACCCGCAGUUCAAGCUGUCCUGGAGCAGCGACACCGAGUGGCACCGGCAGGUGCUGCUGAAGGAGGUGGCCAAGCACACGCAGGCCAGCAGCCCCCAGGUGGCCAGCCAGGAGCCGCAGCCGCCCCCGUCCAAGCGCAGCAAGCUCUUCUCCUUCAUGAAGCAGCGGCCCGCCUCGCAGGCCAAGAGCAUCGAGCAGGAGCUGGCCACGUACCUGCACGAGGAGCCCACCGACGAGGACCCGCUGCACUACUGGAAGCGCAAGGCCACCGACUUCCCCCAGCUCUCCCAGGUGGCCAAGAAGGUUUUCACCGUCCCGGCCACCACCACCCCAGUGGAGAGAAUAUUCAACACUGUGGGCAAGAUACUGAGGCCAGAGAGAUGCAGACUCCUACCAAAGAACUUGGAGACUCUUAUUUAUUUAAAAGCUAACUACAGGUUCCUGUGGACUUAG